GGGUGAUCGAGUAUUUAACACAAUUUUUUCUAAAAUCAAAUUUAAUCUUGUAAACUUUUAGAUUAAACUCUUUAGUUAUAGGAAGUAAUAAAUAAUUAAAUACAUAUAAUGAAUCGAUUACUAAGGAUAAGCUCCCGAAAUUUGACACCACUUAACAAUAACAGCAUUAGGAAUACCAUAGUUAUAAAACAGAAGGUCCAACAGAGUCAUGCAAUUGAAAUUUGUGCGUGUUAUUCAACUGGAAGAAGGACUGGAUUUUUUUCGCAAGUACUUGAAAAUAUCAAACAGGAAUAUGACAAGAGUAAGGAAAUGAAGGAAAGUGUCAAAAAGUUCCGUGAAGAGGCAGAAAAGCUUGAGCAGUCAGAUGCUUUAAAAAAUGCUCGUCAAAAGUUCUAUUCUGUUGAAUCCGAAGCUUCAAAAGGAACAGAUGCACUUAAAGAGAAGUUUGGGUCAGUUAUUGAUGAAGUUGGUAAAACAGAUAUAGCAAAAAAGGCAUCUAGAAUCACUGAAGAUAUUUCAAAAACAGCUAAAGAAACAGCCAGUACGAUAAGUGAGAAAACAGCGGAACUAGGAAAAAGUCAAGCAUUUCAAAGUAUUUCACAAGCAACAGCAGCUGUCAGAGAAGAGAUUGGAAGUCAAGGAAUUCACGCGAGAGUUUAUCGAGCACCUGCAAAAUUAAGGAAACGAGUUGAAUUUUCAGAAUUUAUGAAUGAUGAUCGGCAAUUUGAAGCUAAUACAGAUGCUACAGGCGUUGAGCUCCAUAAAGAUUCAAAAUUCUAUCAAUCUUGGGAAAAUUUCAAGAACAAUAAUACGUAUGUGAAUAAGGUUCUUUCGUGGAAAAUGCAAUAUGAUGAAUCAGAAAAUCCAGUGAUAAGAGCAUCAAGAUUAUUGACUGAUAAGGUUAGCGACAUAAUGGGUGGGAUGUUUAGUAAAACAGAAUUAUCGGAAACAUUAACAGAAAUAUGUAAAAUAGAACCGGAUUUUAAUGAGAAAAACUUUCUUAGAGAUUGUGAAACAGACAUAAUUCCAAAUAUUCUCGAGGCAAUGGUUCGUGGAAACUUGGAGAUUCUUAAAGAUUGGUGUUUUGAAAGUUGUUAUAAUGUCAUCGCAACACCAAUUGCUGCCGCACAAAAAAUUGGCUACUUUUUAGACUCGAAAAUUCUCGACAUUGAAAACGUCGAUUUAGCAAUGGGAAAAGUUAUGGAACAAGGACCUGUAUUGAUCAUUACUUUCCAGGCACAACAAAUUAUGUGUGUCAGAGACAAAGAUAAUAAGGUGAUUGAAGGAGAUCCGGAAAAAGUUAUGCGAGUGAACUAUGUUUGGGUACUUUGUCGAGAUAUUAAUGAUCUUAAUCCACGAACUGCAUGGAGAUUAAUGGAACUGAGUGCAAGCAGUCAAGAACAAUUCCUUUAAAUAUUACAAAACGAUUGUCUUCUUAGUUUGUAUGUGUAUAUAUUUUAAGGGAUUUAAUAGCUGAAACCACAAAUCGUUAUUAAUUUUGUGAGUAAGCUACGAAAGUGAGUCAAGUCUACAGGAUUUUUUUAACUGACGAGAGAUCACCAUGUGAUGUAGAUAUCUCAACGAAAGUUAAAUUAAUCGAUGCAAAUUUUAUUAUGAAUAAAUUUGUUAGCUAAACUUUAAAUUAAAAAGA
Molecule: messenger RNA, 1651 nt
Organism: Chironomus riparius
Lineage: Eukaryota; Metazoa; Arthropoda; Insecta; Diptera; Chironomidae
Source: the annotation of a GenBank genome assembly